Molecule: messenger RNA, 771 nt
Organism: Fopius arisanus
Lineage: Eukaryota; Metazoa; Arthropoda; Insecta; Hymenoptera; Braconidae
Exons: 3
Coding region: 1-771 (256 amino acids)
Biological process (GO): detection of chemical stimulus involved in sensory perception of smell; sensory perception of smell
Cellular component (GO): plasma membrane
Molecular function (GO): olfactory receptor activity; odorant binding
Source: RefSeq, a predicted model, not a curated record
AUGUCUGAUAGAAAAAGAUUACCAGAAUUAGCAUUGACUUAUCUAAAAUAUGGAACCGUAUUGCUUGGUACAUGGCCGCCAAAUAGUCGUGCCACAAAAAUAGAAAAAUUUCUAAUAGAGUCAAGGUGGUGGAUGCUAUGUAUCCUAGCUUGGAGCUUGCAGCUUCCAGUACUAUACACGUGCUAUGUGAUAAGAGGAAAUUUCAUGGAUCUAACAAAGAACAUUUGUUUCGGAGCAUCAAUCGCCCAUGGAAUAAUCAAGAUGAUAAUUUGUCGAAUUCAUCGUAAAAAAUACGAGAGAUUAAUCGAGGAGAUCGAGACGUAUCUAGGGCAUGCUACUCCUCGAGAGCGAGUAAUAUUAGAUAUUUGUGUGAAAAAAGCAGCGCCUAUUUAUCUAACAUUCAAUGUAAUAGGAUUUGUAGCAGCAGCCUCGUACGUCUGUGGACCCCUAGUCCUGGAGCAAGAUUUGCCCAUGGAUUUACUGUAUCCAUUUGAAAUUCAUUAUUAUCCUGUUUUUCAAAUAAUCUACACGAUACAAGCAAUAGCAACAAUGCAAUGCGCCGCUGUUGGGCCCAUUGAUGCCCAAGUAUGCAUGCUCUUUUGGUUCGCUAUUGCUCGACUAAAACUACUAGCACAUGAUUUUAAAAAUGUUAUGAGUGUUGAUGACCUAAAUGCCUGCAUUCGAGCACAUCAGCGAAUAUUAAGGUUCAUAUAUUUUUUAAAUUAUCGAUUGAUAACUUUGUGGUUACAGAUUCAAUGGAAGAGCCUGUGA